GUACACCAAGAGAUGGCGACCCUUAAAAAUCUUCUUUAGAUUUUAUGCCCGUCCACAGAAUAUCCUUCCACGGUUCCGACUCCACGGGGCUCAACUCUGCUGCACGUGUCGCCGGCCGCCAGUACUUCUCAUCGCUCCGUUUAAGCAGCAGCUGCAGCAGCAGCUGCAGCAGCAGCAGCAAAAAAGCUGAAGCAGGGAAGAAGAAGAGAUGACCAUGACGUGGGCCAGGGUGGGGAAGUCGGCGCAAGGAUUGGCAGCGCGCUCUCUCCUACUCUGCUUCACUGUCUUUCUCGCUCUCAAGAUCGACAAAUCCCUUUCCUUCUGCUGGUGGUUUGUUUUUGUUCCUCUAUGGUUGUUUCAUGUGGCUAUCGCACGGCAUAGAUUCUCCUUACCCGCUCCAUUAUUACCCCAUGGUCGCCAGUGGGCUCCUUGUCAUGCUGUUGUUGCAACGCCAUUGCUUGUUUCAUUUGAGCUACUUAUUUGCAUUUACCUCGAGAACAUUGAUGCUGGUAGCAAACCAGUCAUGGACUUAAAAGUUGUCUUUCUUCCCCUUUUGGCUUUUGAGAUCACGGUCCUUAUCGACAAUUUCAGGACAUGCAGGAAUUUGAUCCCAGCAGACGAAGAACCCGUGUGCAGUGAAGUUAUUUACGAAACACUUCCACACUUUUGGGUUGCGAUCUCAAUGGUGUUUUUGGUAGCCACUACUUCUUUCGUGCUUCUUAAGCUAUGUGGAGAUGUUGAUGCCUUAGGGUGGUGGGAGUUAUUUAUCACCUUAGGCAUUGCAGAAUCCUUUGCCUUUCUUGUUUGUACAAAGUGGCUUAAUCCACUAUUGCAUAGAUCAUUCCUCAUUGGUGAUGCAAGUUCGCCCUCUACGAUAGAUGGAUAUCAUAGUUUGAUCAGUGGCCUUCCCUCUUCUAUGGAAAGACAUAAUGAAGAUAGAGUAUGUGGCUUGCAAGAUAUAGGAAGCCAUGUGAUGAAAGUUCCAGUUGUAGUUUUUCAAAUUCUCUUGUGCAUGCGUUUAGAGGGGACACCGCCUGCUGCUAAAGAUAUUCCUAUUGUUCAACUUUUCUCGCUCAUAUAUAUAGUGCAAGGCCUUGGAAUCUUAUUUGCCACAUGGAGAUUGUUGGAGAAGCUCUUCAUUUUGCUAAGGAGGGGAUCACUUCCAGUAAGAUAUGAUACAAUGUCAAGGAAAGCAUACAAUUUAUUUGCAAGCAUCCAUCAUGGUUCAAGGCUACUUGGUUGGUGGUGUACCGAUGAAAGAAGCAAAGAAGAGCAAGCAUAUCUAGUUUCCGCUGGGUCCAAUGGAUACGAUACCUUUUGUGGCUAUUCUCCUGAUGUGGUGAAGAAAAUGACCAAGAAAGAUCUCACUCAAGAGGUUUGGCGACUUCAAGCGGCUUUGGGAGAACAAACUGAAAUCUCAAAUUGUGCUCAAAAGGAGUAUGAAAAAUUCCAAAAUGAGAAGGUUCUUUGUAGGAUUUGCUUCGAGGAGGAGAUCUGUGUUGUCCUUAUUCCCUGUCGGCACCACAUACUAUGCAAGUCCUGCUCUGAGAAGUGUAAUAAAUGUCCCGUUUGUCGUGUUGUCAUUGAGGAAUGGAUGCAGCUAUGUCAAGUAUGAUCACACCAAGAACAAAAAGAGCUUAGCUUAAUUGCAGUCUGACUUCACGUUCCUAUAUGGUAUGGUUUUAUACAAAUUAGAUUAGUCGUGUUUUGAGUUGAUACCCUCCCUGUAAUCUUCCUUCCCCACACAAAAGGCCUCUCUUUUCGUUAUGUUAUAUAAAAGCUUACUUCAGUUGAUGAAACAGCAACAUGUAAAUCUCUUUCUAAUGUCCACAGCUGUUAGUAAUUUGUUCA
Zingiber officinale is the source of this 1851-nucleotide messenger RNA. RefSeq lists its product as uncharacterized. Lineage: Eukaryota; Viridiplantae; Streptophyta; Magnoliopsida; Zingiberales; Zingiberaceae. The transcript has 14 exons. The coding region runs from base 209 to 1615 and encodes 468 amino acids. The record is from RefSeq and is a predicted model, not a curated record.